AUGUCGACGGUGGCGCGAGGCACGGCGUACGAGCAUGCGUGCCUCGCUCUCCUGCGGUCAUGGCUCAAGAUGGACAUUUAUCGAACGGGCGGCGCGCAUGAUCAAGGGAGGGAUCUGUGCGGCUGGUGGUCGCCGCACGCGAUCGGCGAGCCCCGCGCGCACGAACGAAUCCGCGUGAUUGCUCAGUGCAAGGCCGAGUCGCGGGCGCUCGGCCCGUCCGUCGUGCGCGAGAUGGAAGGCACGCUGCUUCGCGCGACAUGGGAGGCCACGACGACAGCGACCGUCGGCGUCCUGGCCAGUCACUCGGGCUUUAGCAAGCAGGCCAAGGUGUACAUGCGCUCCAGCCGCCUGCCCCUCCUGUUUUUGCACUUGGCCCCACAGGACCAAGAGCCGCUCGUGUGCCAGGGCUUUCUAUGGAACGACGCACUCGCGAAUGGGCCCCUGCAUGGGCGCUUCGAGCCCGUGUGGGUGACCACGCCGCAGCACACCCAGCAACUCACCCUGUACAGAGAUGGCAUACGCGCCAUAUAA
This is a messenger RNA of Malassezia restricta, 531 nucleotides long. Its product is annotated as protein of unknown function (DUF2034). Gene Ontology annotation, cellular component: mitochondrion. The record is from RefSeq and is a predicted model, not a curated record. Bases 1 to 531 code for a protein of 176 amino acids. The transcript has a single exon. Gene Ontology annotation, molecular function: nucleic acid binding. Lineage: Eukaryota; Fungi; Basidiomycota; Malasseziomycetes; Malasseziales; Malasseziaceae.